UUCUUUUUCAGGAAAUGAUACAAAGAUCAAAAUUAUUUCCGCAUGUCUGAUAACUGUUUUGAAAAUCCUCUUGAAUUAGUUACACCAUUUUUGUCCAAGAAGCAUACAAUAAUGAGAAGUGCAAUUUCGGUAAGAGAAAAAUUGGCACUGACAUUGCAUUAUCUGGCAACAGGAAGAAAUUUUAAAGAUAUAAGGUUUGCAGGGAUAAUGUCCCCAGAGUCAGUAAGCCAAGCAGUCAUGGAUACCUCGGAAGCAUUGAUAUAUGUUCUUCGCGACUAGAUGCCAACUACAGCAGAAGAAUGGAAAAGUGUUGCC
This is a messenger RNA of Acanthoscelides obtectus, 315 nucleotides long. The record is from the annotation of a GenBank genome assembly. NCBI's taxonomy places the organism in Eukaryota, Metazoa, Arthropoda, Insecta, Coleoptera, Chrysomelidae.